AUGUUGGCUUCAAGGGCAACCGGGCGAGCUCUGCGCGCGUGGGGCUCGCCGGCACUGGCGGCGGCGGCGGCCCGGUGGGGCUGGCCUCUGCCCAGGCGCGACACGCCGGCCCCCGGGGGCCCGGCAGCCCCGGCGUCCGGGCCCAUGGCAGCCCCGGCCAUGGGCAUGGGGCGUCCGUGCGUGCGGGGGUUCUCCUCGGCCGGGGCGGCGCCUGGCCCGGGCGAUGGCCCGUGCGCCGGGGAGCGCCUCUGCCGGGCCAUCGAGGCCGGGAGGGAGCCCCUGCCGCAGGGGUUCGAUGAUGUGGCCCACUUCCGGCUGUUCUUGCGGCUGGUGGGAGAUCCGCGGGAGGGUCGCCCGCUGGCGCCCUUGGGCACGCUGGGCCGGCUGCUGGGCAUGGACCGGUCAUCGGUGCAGGCGCUGCUGAGCCAGUAUGGCCGGGAGUUUGGCAUUGCGCCGGCCAAGCGGCCGCUGUCCCUCUUCCCGGAGCAGGUGGUGGGCCCGGGGGAUCCGAUCUUCGAGGAUAUGAUGGGGCUGAUUCGGCGGGACCCGCCGGUGCUGGGGGCCGCCCUGUCGCGGCUGCUGUGCCUGCUGCCGAGGCAGGUGGAGGGCCUGCUGGCGGAGCAUGCGGCGGAGAUCCUGGACGAGGCGGAGCGCGACCAGGGGGUGUGCAUUCGCCGGCUGGGCCACCUGGUGACCGUGGCGCCGCCCCUGUCGAAGCAAACCAUGGCCACGCUCCUUUCGACCAGCCUGCUGCAACUGACGGCGGCCAUGAGAAGGCACUUCCCGGAGCAUGGGGUGAUGGUGGUGCCGAAGGCGUCGCCGGCCAAGCUGGAGGCCCUGCGGGCCGUCCUGGCCGACAGGACACGGGUGCCGGUCCCGCGGCUGGCGGAGAUCUGCACGCUGGCGGACGUGUGCAUAUCCACCGUCGCGACGCACGGGCCGACCCUGUGCCCGGAGUAUGUGGUCCGUCUGCGGGGCGAGCUGUCGCCGAAGAAGGUGGCCCGCUUGCGGGCACUGCUGCGAGAGCAAUGCCACAGCAUCAGGGCCAUGAGCAGGGAUUUGGGGCAGCCGGCGCGGUAUCUUCGCUGGUACAUCAAGUACUAUGAGCCGGGGGUGGUGUUGCCUGCGGGCAAUGACCAGCCGGUGUAUGUGCUGGCGCUGCCGGACAGCUCGACCCGGCUGACGCUGGCCGAGUAUAUGCGGCGGUUUUUGCCGGCCGCCUCGCCGCUGCACGGGACCCGGGAUGAGGACAUCCCGGCCCGAGCGGCCAAUUGGAUGCCCGGGACCGUGGCCGAUGACGGCGCGUCGGAGUCGGACGCCGAGGCGCCGGCGGCCCCGGGCCCGGAGCCGGGCCCGGGGCCGCCGGCGCGGAUGUCGGUGCAGGAGCGGAACCAGGCGCUGGAGGUCCGGCUGCAAGGGCUGUGCGGGCUGCGGCCGGCGCUGUCGCCGGCGGAGGUGCUGGAGCAGAUGGGCAUCCCUUGGGUGCACAUUGACAGGGCGCUGGCCUCCUUCGAGUGGCCGAAGGACCUCUGGGAUGCCCGUCGGCGGUUGGCCAGCCGGGCGCCCUCGGACGAGGGGAUCCGGCGGCUGCGGCAGCUGGCGAGCCAGGUGCACCCGUCGGGCCGGCGCAUGCGCCAUACGGUGCGGGAAUUGGCCGCCGAGCUGGGCCAGGAGCCGGAUGUGGUGUUCACCAUGCUGCACCAGUAUGCGCCGGAGUACUUCUUCCUGGCGGUGGCGCCGGAGGCCAAGUCCGGCCUGGGGGGGAUCUACGUGCCGGAGGAGAAGCUGGCCGACCUGCUGGCGGCGGUGCAUGGCCGGCACCCGGCGCCGGUGCUGCACCAGGUGGCGGCGGAUCUGGGCUGCACCCUGCCGCAGGUGGUGAACUCGCUGCGGGCGGACGCCUUUCAGCGGGGCAUCCAAUUCAAGGCGCCAAGCUACGCGCGGCACCUGGCUUCGCGGACCUUUCAGGUGGAGCAGGUGCUGGCCCUGUACCCCGGCAUGCAGGCUGCCCACAUGUGUUCCAUGUUCAGGGAUCUGCUCCCCCACCACUUCUACCGGUGCCAGCGCUACAUCGUGUCCCAGUGAAUACACAUACCCGCGCGGGGA
Messenger RNA from Fonticula alba, 2106 nucleotides. RefSeq lists its product as hypothetical. Lineage: Eukaryota; Rotosphaerida; Fonticulaceae. The coding region runs from base 1 to 2085 and encodes 694 amino acids. The record is from RefSeq and is a predicted model, not a curated record. The transcript has a single exon.